AUGUCGGACACUCUUGAUCUUGGCCCUCUUCCCAAAACCAUCACUGGCAGCUGUCAGUGCAAAAGGAUUGCCUACAAAGUGGAUUUCGGCGAGAACCACUCUUUCACUGAUGCCAGCGGAACAUGCCAAUGCACGCAGUGUCGAAGGAGCACUUCUUGCCUCUUCUUCGUCUACCACAAGGUUCCAUAUUCGUCUCUGACCUGGACCACGCCUACCGAUACGAUUAAAAACUACUAUUGCACAGAGGGCAACGCCCGAGGCUUUUGCGCCGAGUGUGGUACCUUUCUGUACUGGCGGCGGGAGACAGGUCCCAACAUCAGCAUCGCCAUCGGUACGAACGAGAUCCCCGGCGUGACAGAUGAUAUGCGCCUCGUAGGCGUAGCCUACACUCCUUCCUUGCAGAAUUACCUAGUUAACCCCUUCCAAGUUCCCAUGGCGGAGACAGAUCUCAAUCGAAGUUGGCAUGCCAAAGUUGGGUCCUGGUUCUUGGGGCCUCGCGCCGAGAACCUUGGUCUUCUGAGGGACAUGCUCAACAGCGUUUUGACGGACCAUGCCGAGGCUAGGAGGAGCCUGUUUCCUCAUGACCCUGCCUUUAUCCUCCGCAGCAUGCAGUCAGCGGAGUCUUUUACCUAUAGGGUUGGCAAGUUCAAGGAAGACGUCCGAGAGCUGUCCCGGAAUCUGGCCAAGCAUUCUACUCCGAUUUGGUCACCUAGAUACAAUGGCCACAUGAGUAUGGAUACCACACUUGCGGGUAUAGUCGGCUACGUGGCUGCCAUGUUGCACAACCCGAACAACGUGGGAACGGAGGGCAGUGCGUUGACCUCUCAGCUCGAGAAGGAGGUUGGCGAGGAUCUGUGUAGGAUGCUAGGCUAUUACAAGAACCGCAAUGUUACGCCUUGGGGUCAUUUGACUUCCGGCGGCUCUGUUGCAAAUCUCGAGGCCACUUGGGCUUUCCGAAACCUCAAGUUUUACCCCUUGUCUCUGCGGGAGGCCACCCUCGCCGACGGACCACUAUCCUUUCUUCAACAUUCAGAGCCUCCAUUCGAGGUAGAAACAUCUCAGGGAGUUAGAAAGCAAUUUACGCAACUCUCUGUAUGGGAGCUUCUCAAUCUUAAACCGUCCACGGUACUGGAGCUACCGACGCGCCUGGCCGCAGAAUAUUUCAUUUCUUCGACAUUCCUGCAAAGUGCGCUCAAUCCGUACCUAGUCCAGACGACAGGCAAGGAUGUUCUAGAGGCGAAAUAUGGUAUCCCACCUGGGAAAGUUCUCCUUGGCGCCACUAAGCACUAUUCGUGGCCUAAGAAUGGAGCCAUCUCCGGAAUCGGUUCCGCCAAUUUCAUUGAGGUUUCUGUGGAUGAGCAGGCGCGCCUGGACACGGAGGCCCUCAGAGCUCUGCUGGAUACGCUUAUCCGAAAGCAGAUCCCCGUGUUCGCAGUUGUCGCCAUUGCUGGGUCCACCGAACACGGUGCUUGCGAUCCCGUCUCUGAGAUUGUCCAGAUCCGCGAGGAGUAUGAAAAAAGGGCCUGA
This is a messenger RNA of Parascedosporium putredinis, 1527 nucleotides long. Lineage: Eukaryota; Fungi; Ascomycota; Sordariomycetes; Microascales; Microascaceae. The record is from the annotation of a GenBank genome assembly.